Molecule: messenger RNA, 1026 nt
Organism: Mycena indigotica
Lineage: Eukaryota; Fungi; Basidiomycota; Agaricomycetes; Agaricales; Mycenaceae
Product: AB hydrolase-1 domain-containing protein
Exons: 6
Coding region: 16-1026 (336 amino acids)
Source: RefSeq, a predicted model, not a curated record
UUGCCUUUCUCCAUCAUGGCGGACGAAGACAUGUCGGAUUACCCGACCAUGUUCGACCCUGCAAGCCUCGUACGCAAGGGCUUUUGCCCUGUGCAUUCCGGGCUCUCCUUACUGCACACCCACUCGCUUUAUUAUGAACAACAUGGCACAGGGCGCCAGCGCGUUGUACUUAUUAGCGGGCUCAACACCAACUCCUUCGCUUGGGAAUUUCAGGUCCGCGAACUGGCGCAGAAAUAUUCGGUCCUCGUGUUUGACAAUCGUGGAGUGGGUUACUCUGGCUAUCCUGCUGGUCGAUAUACAACCUCAGGGAUGGCGCAAGAUAUUGUCACUCUCCUCGACCAUAUCGGGUGGAAGUCGCCACGAGAGAUUCAUGUCGUGGGUACAAGUCUAGGCGGAAUGAUCGCUCAAGGUUCCCCUCUCUCCUCUCGCUAUAAGUAUACUGUUGAUGUCUUAAAAUCAAAAGAACUCGCGUCUAGUAUUCCAGAACGAAUUGCAUCUUUGACACUUGCUGUCACUACACCGGGCGGACGACCAUGGCAAAAUUUACCCCCCUGGGAGGGCGUGAAAUGUCUCACCCGACUGCUCUUCAUUGCAGAGCCUGAGAAAAAGGCCCCGACUGUCAUGAAGAUGCUUUAUACCCCAUCCUGGCUGGAGGCGUCGUCCCUGAUAGAUCCAGGUCGGACCAAUCGUCAAGUACAAACGGAGACAUAUCUUCGACGUGUUGUCUUUGGACCUAAACAACAAGUUAUCGGCCACAUCUCUCAGCUCGGCGCGGGCCUCACCCACCACGUUAGCGAGACACGUCUCGCUCGCAUUGCGGGCACGAUACCCAAGGUCGUUAUUCUGUGUGGCGACCAGGACCAUCUCAUGGAUUUGCAACACUCGAGAGACCUUAAAGCAGCAAUGCCGGACGCUGAGUUCGUACAGUGGGACAACACCGGCCACGGAAUCCAUUCGCAGCGACCUAUAGAGUUUAGAGAUUUGUUGAUGAGGGUGUUUGAAGAAGCUGAGCAGGAUCGGAAAUGA